UGAGGUCCGUAUGGAACCUUUGCCAGUCUCCACAGUCUACUGUAAAAAUAGUAGAAAUCGUACAAAUAUAUAUACCAAAGGAGUUAGCCAGCCGAUAAGUAUGGUAUGAGACCCAGCUAACUAUAUUUUUCCAGACUAUUUUCCAGCAACCUGUGGAGUAUGGUAGAGGCUAAGAACUCCACACGGAGCUCAUCUUAUUUAUAAGGACUUGAACGUAUACGCACGUGUGAACCCACCCUAACAAACCAGAUUUGCAGGCGCGAGGCAUGACAGCAGGCACGCCAUGCGGCAAGCUAGUAUGGCAAAGUUCUAUACAACAAAAACAAAUUGAAUGCGCACCACUAGAAAGGCUUAUAAGAAUAAUAGGACGCACAAAGAAAGACGUGUAACCCAAGCCGGUCCCUCGUAUCUGCUUGAAGAUAAGGCAAACAACGUCUUUUAUUCACUGUGGAAAAUUUGACUCCGAACUGACUCAUCAUCAAUAGCGUGGUUUUAUGUACAUUGUGGCGGGAUGCGACAGGUUUUAGCCACGCCCUUUAGUGAAAACCUUUCUUAAUCCUCGACCUCGGCAAGCCCACUUCAUUCUUCUCCCGCGCUUUUGAUCAAGCGUGCACGCAGCCCUCCUUCAGAGACAAGAUCUACCACGCUAGCGUUGUUGACGACAAUAUGGCGACCGAAAAAGACGUCGAAUCCGGCGAGGGUGGUGUGCCUCUUUCCGAUCUCCCCACUACCACCACAGAAGAGCCGCCAAAAUACACCCCGACAGAAAACACAGCCGGCGACGCUCCUCCUCCUUCAUACGCUUCCAUCUUAGAGCAAAUCAAGGCGGCAAGAGAAGAAUCGGACGGAAAUGUCGAGUUCGGGAAGAAGGCUUCGACGGCAGUAGCGGGCAGCAAGGGGUGCACAGUAUGCGGGGCGCUGCUCAUGGUUGUACCGGUGGCUAUGAUUGCUGUUGGCGCGCUGAGCGUUCACAAACAAGACUGCCCCAUCCAGCGCAUGAUACCCAUCUACCUGCUCGUCUUCGGCUGUUUUUACCUGGUGAAGAGUCUCAUCUCGCUCGCCGAGCGAUGCCGCAACCACCGAGACAACGAGAGCGAGAAGAACGCCAAGCCCAACCCGGUAGAAGGCGUGCUCACCUGCUUCCUCUUCGGUUGGUUCAUCGCUGGGAACUAUUGGAUCUACUCCGUGUACACGACAGUGAAUCUGACGGACCCGACCAGUGCUAUGUACUGUCAACCUUCCAUGUACCAGUUCGCCUUCUGGGUGACUACAAUUGUGUACAUCAUGGCAGCUCUUUGUGUUCUGUUUUUCUGUUGUGGAUGUUUUGCUAUAUGCUGUUGUGCCAAGGGCAAGGGUUCAAAAGACGAGUAUACAGUAUCGUAAGUGUCAUUUUGGGUUUGGCCCCAAAAAUACAUGUUUUGAAAUAUUUUUCUUUUUCUUUGUUGUUUAAUCAUGGCGGCAAACAUGUUGGCCUUGGGACCGCGUUCUUACCUAAGCAAUGGCUUAACAUAGUCUCAGUGAGGUAUACCGGUUAAAGUAUGUGUCGUUUUGUGUUUGGCAUUUGCAUGUCAGAAAUACAGGUUUUGAAAUGUUUUUUUUUUUCUUUUCCUUCGUUGUUAAAUCAUGGAGGUAAACUGUUUGGCCUUGGGUAACGCACUAUUCCCUGAAUCAAUGGCUUAACAUAAUCUCAGUGCGGUUAACCGGUAAAAGAACAAUCUAACUUUCUCAAAUUUUCUUAAAAGAUAGGGAUAACUUUGUCAUCUAGGUUGCAAGAUAAAAUGCAACGUGAAAUUGAUAGAAGUUGAAUUGUGUGGUUUACAACUUUCACCUACAUAUAUUGCGUAUUUUCAAGAAAGACGACGACUGGGUGCAGAACUAAUUUAAUUAGACCGUAGAAUUCUAUCCAAUCCACACGGUUCCGCUUGUAGUUGGACACAAUGGACAGCCGACUUAUCUAGAGCACUGCGUGCCCCUGUAUUUUCUUUGGGUGUUGGUCAGAAACCACGCCCAAAGAAACUAUGCCAUACCACCAUGCUACCCGCAUUUACUUUAGUGUCCAGUAUGAUAUGCCACGCCCAUAGCACUCUCCAAGCAGAGGUUGGGUUCAGACUGUUGUUUUACGUGCUUUAUUUAGGUGUUUUUGUCUGGCUUUCUAUUUUUCAUCAGAUUUUAUAUAAGGCCGGUGAACAUGAAGAAAAGGGGACAAAAUAGAAACCCGACGUAUAAAAACAUGUCAAAUACUAGUAACUGCCGGAGCUGAAUCUCUGCUUGGACAUUUAGAGUAACACUCACAAUACCAUAUGUUUUUCAGAUUAACAAAAAAUGUGAGUGGGAUCGGACUGGGUUAUAAGUUCUAAGAAAAUUGAAAUCACUGCUUCGACAAUAUGAGUUAUUAGAUGAAGUCAUGAACAUGGCACCGCAUUGAGUGUAAUGUUUAUAUUAUAUGCUUAUUGUGGUAUGUAAUGUCAAUUUUGUGUUUUCUUCAGGGACAUUUAUGUUUAUUUUUCACAACGUAUAACAAAGAUAUAUUGUGUUUUAUAUCGGUGCAUGUCGGUUUGGGUAAUUUUAAAUGUAUUAAGCUUUUCAUUAUCAGUAUGCCAUUGUAUCUGCUAGUUAAGUUUUUCUAUCAAUUUGAUACGUAAAGUAGCACUAGAACUGUUUCUUUAUAUAAUCUUAUUUUGAAAAUUAAUUCAAUAGUGUGUUAAUGGUUUUACUUUACCUUGAAAUUAUAAUUCAAGACAUUAAAUGAUUGUCAAUGAUACACCAAAUGUGUUUAUGAUCUAUAAUUACAGAAUAAAGACAUUUGUGAAUCCAA
Molecule: messenger RNA, 2815 nt
Organism: Branchiostoma floridae (Florida lancelet)
Lineage: Eukaryota; Metazoa; Chordata; Leptocardii; Amphioxiformes; Branchiostomatidae
Product: transmembrane protein 272-like
Exons: 1
Coding region: 667-1383 (238 amino acids)
Source: RefSeq, a predicted model, not a curated record